AACCACUUCCGGUAUGUAAGUCAUCCGAAAACAAGAAGAUUUCAUUUGGAAAAGCUUAAAAUCUGCAGGAAUUCCUUCGCUGUGGCUGUAAAGCUGCAGUUUUUUGAGGACCGCGCAGUUUUUCCGACGAUAGAAGCGACGGAGCGUCGGUCUGAGCGCAAAAUGAAGAAUAAAAGCUCGGAGAAGAGGCGCCAUGUGGUGGCCUGGGUGAACAAAGCGGAGUGGGACCAGGUCCUGGAGUACCUGUACUCCCAGGACCCCUCCCUGCAGCUCACCGCCCUGCACCGGAUCUCCGCCUGGAAGGCCCGCUACGCCGGCGGCAUGCCGGUGGCGGUGGACUGCACGGCGGACCUGGUCCGGUGCCAGGUGCUGGACCGGCCCGGACAGAUGAGCGGGGACGACCUGGUGCUGCUGUACGGGUCUGCUCUGGUGAGGUUUGUCAACCUGAUCACGGAGCGGCAGCAGGGGAAGGUGGCCCAGCCCCCUGAGCGUCUGGCCGGGAAUCUGAACAUCCCGGAGUGGGUGGUGGACCUCAGACACGACUUCACCCACAGGAAGCUGCCCACGCUGAAGUGGUGCCGGAAGGGCUGUAAGGUGGUCCUGGAGUGGCUCCAGCAGGAGUACUGGUCCAGGCAGAUGGGGGGAGGCCCCGAUGAGGACUGGGACUCGCAGAGUCUGAUGGAGAGGAUGAGGAGGACCAGCCUCAGACAACAGGAUGAACUCGUUGCUCAGCAGAAAGAGAUGGAAGCCUACAAGAAUGCCCGAGAACUGCUAAUAUCCUAUGAAAAGGACCAGUAUGAGGCCUUCAGUGCCCUCCCAGAAGACAAAACCAGGAGCUUCUGCCCAUCCCCCUUUGCAGACAUGAGCUGGCUACUGGGUGAGAUCAAGCAGUUUUCUCUGGAGUACAGCAGUCUGCUGAUCGACGUGUUGCUGGAAGAAGGCUUUCUGAUCCCCACCAUGGAGCAGCUGGACACUCUGGGCUGCAACACCUCUGAAAACGCUGACCCUGCUCAACCCAGACUCCCUCAAACCUUCCUGCGCUUCUGGCUGCCGCUGCUGAAGGUCCUCAACUCGCCGUCCUUCAUCCACCUCCUCCUGGAGAAGCUGUUCGCUGAGCUGAAGCUUCUCACCGGGGAGCAGAACGCCAAUCACAGGUUUUUUUACGUCUCUGCUUGGACCUCCGAAGUCCUCCUUUGUAACAGCAACAAAUUUGAGUACCAUUUUGAAACAAAGAUGCAGAAGAAGGCCAGAGUGAGGGACCGGAUCUUUGUGAACCGCAUCCAGCUGAGGUGGCAGCAGCUGCUGUCCGCCUGCCUGGAUGCCCCCUGCGUCAGCACGCCUCACCUGCUCCAGUUGAUCCUGGACGACAUGGAGCAUCCUCUGCCUCUGGAGACCCUGGGAGCGGCUGCUGCAGCUCUGCUCCCAUCUACACGCAGACUGAGCGCGCCCGACUCCUCCCACGGUUCACAGCAGAAGCAGCAGCAGCAGCCCAUAUACACGCUGGAGAGUUUGCACGAGAAGCUGCAGCACUCCCGCAUCAGCAGCCGUCCGCAGCGCUCCCAGUCCUCCCAGGAACACAAAGUGGCAGAUGUUCAGGCGGAAGCGGCGAAGGCGCUCCGAGGCUCUCCGUGGCAGGUGUGCUCCGACGACACCUCGUGGAAGAACUAUCCUCUGGGGAAAGUUCCUGGACAGUCCGACGACCCGUCGUGCCUCAUGCUGAAGAACUACUCACCCAUGACGGUGUUCGACCAGCCGGUGGAGCUGGAGAAAGACGCGGCGCCGAGCAGCCUGCGGGUCUCCACGCCGGCCAGAACGCCUGAGGGGCUGCUCUGGAACCUCGAGACAUGAACAAGCGAAGUCUGGACUGCAGCUUCUUUUGAUUCCUGCUGUAUUUUGGGGAGUGGGAACUUGUUGUGUUCUUUCCAGAAUGAGAUGAAACCAUGAGAUAAAUGUUCUGUGGCUCAAUCUUCACAAAGCGGCAGCAAACUGCCGUUUCAACAUUUCAAAUGUCACAAAACUGGGACGUUGUGUUUAUGUGAUAACCAACAGACUUUGUUUGAAUCUCCUCUUUGUGGUCUUGUUGACUUCAGUUCCUCUGAAAAUAAACAGUUGCAGAAAAUGCCUGAAAUAUUUGUGCCACUGUUUUAAUAAUCCGAUCUAAACAGCGGUUCGACUUCUGACAUUUCAAAGCGAGUGUCUCUCAAAUUUGUUUUGUUAAUGUGGCUGCAGAUAGAAUAAUCAUUAAGCAUUUGAUUUGUAAUAAAUCAGUCUUUUGAUUUUCAUAGUUAAUGAACAGAGCGAAGCCUGAAAGCUCAUCUGACUUUCAGUUCACUCAGUUUAGUUUUUAGGAGAAAUAAAACCACAUUAUAGUGAAAUUCUAUUUUCAUUCUGGUUGAUUAAGGAAUUCAUUCAUCUUUGUUUAAUCCAGUUUAAAUCUGUGUACUGGAACAUGUCUGACAGGAUUAACAGAGGGACACACAUUCACACUUCGUCAUGAAUAUUACUAACGAAACACUCGUCAGUACAGUCAAACCAUUAACUUACAACCUGUUCUUUAUCUAGACAUUAAGCUGUGGUGUAAAAGUGGGAUUUUUUUUCCUGAAAAUUUUCCAAAAGAAAAAAAAAAAAAUGCUUCAAAGCCUCAAAUCUCGGGGCGACACCUUGAAGUUUCUAGUAUUUUCCUGAGAGAAAGACACCAAUUAAAUGUAAAUAAUGUCAAAUAAUCUGAUCAGAAAUGAACUGUGAAUGUUUGAGUUUGGAGCGUCGUUACAACUCGUUGUCUUUGUUAAAAGGAUGUGUGAAGCCGUACUGUGGAAGUAUUGACGGUUCUCUCAGUUCUCUCCACCCUUCAUGUUCUGUUCUAUAUCUGUAGUUUUACUACAUGCCAAAAUGACAAUGACAACAUUAAAAAAACAAUGCAAAUAUGAUUUUGUUUUGUUUUUUCCCAUGCUGAAAUAUUUGUUAAU
This is a messenger RNA of Salarias fasciatus (jewelled blenny), 2966 nucleotides long. It is a transcript of the gene las1l, whose product is annotated as LAS1 like ribosome biogenesis factor. The record is from RefSeq and is a predicted model, not a curated record. Lineage: Eukaryota; Metazoa; Chordata; Actinopteri; Blenniiformes; Blenniidae. Gene Ontology annotation, biological process: maturation of 5.8S rRNA; maturation of LSU-rRNA. Gene Ontology annotation, molecular function: endonuclease activity. Gene Ontology annotation, cellular component: preribosome, large subunit precursor; Las1 complex.